AUGAUGAAUUUACCAUCAUUAUCAUCAUCAAUUUCACCUCCUCCAGCACCAGCACCACCACCAAUAAUCAUGACUGAAGAAGAAUUAGCAAUUGAAAAUAAUGAAAUAGAAAAUAUCGUCGAUCAAGAACAAGAAAUAGAAAAAAUUUUAAAAGAAACAAAGGAAGAAGUUGAAAAAAUUUUAAAAGAAAACGAACAACAAAUAAAAGAAAAAGAACAAAAAAUAAAAGAACUUGAAGAAAACAAAAACAGAUUCAUAAUUAUUAUAUGGAUUAAUGGAAAAUUCUCCGAUGAUAUUUUGAUAAAAUUAUACUAUGACAAAGCACCAAUCACAUCGAACUAUUUCAGAUCAAUAUGUAUUGGGCAGAGGGGUUUCGGUUUCGAAAACACCUUCUUCAACUAUUUAUACAUUGAUGGAUUUAUUGAAGGAGGAGAAACAGAAAUUUUCACUCGAGAUGGUAACAGAUUUUUUGAUCAAGUUGUAUUUGGCGAGGUGACAAGCGGUAUGCAUCUAUUAAAUGCAAUUAAUCAAAAAGGUAUUCGUUAUGUUUCUCGUGGUAGUGUUGUUAAUCUUGGUGAACAACUUACUGCUACCGGUGCUAUUCAAAAUGAUACUUUAAUUGGUGAUGUUCAACCUGGUAGUGUUGAUGACACUUUUAUUGAUUCUCAAGUUGGGGAUGUUGGUACUGAUGACAAUGAAACACAAGCUCGUGAUGGUACUUAUCAUGCUGAAAUAUCUAUUCAUGAUGGUCUUAAUAAUUCUCAACUUCGUGGUGUGCCUAUGGAUAAAGUUAUUAUAUACGCCUGUGGAGAAAAAGACUGA
Messenger RNA from Rotaria sp. Silwood2, 822 nucleotides. The record is from the annotation of a GenBank genome assembly. NCBI's taxonomy places the organism in Eukaryota, Metazoa, Rotifera, Eurotatoria, Philodinida, Philodinidae.